AUGGAUCAACCACCGAAGCGCCGGGUUGCCAGCGGGCAGGAGGAAGAAGAGAGCCCGCAGCCUAGUAGUGAUCGUAGUCCUGCUCUACGCUCACUCAGUCACCCUAUCAGUCCUCCAAGAAAAAGAGCUAGGCUGGCGCCCGAGGCUGGCGGACAAGCUGGUUUCAGUCCAUCACCCAAUCCUCAAAUCAUCCGGUCUCCAGUACAAUUGACUCGGAUCCGAGACUUGCCUCCAGAAGCCAAUGUCGACACAGUCACUCUCAAGGACAUCUUGGGUGAUCCUCUCAUCGCUGAAUGUUGGGAGUUCAAUUUUCUCCACGAUGUCGACUUCCUUAUGGGCGCCUUCGACGAAGACGUCCGCCAUCUCGUCAAGGUCCACAUUGUCCAUGGUUUCUGGAAGCGCGAGGAUCCAAGUCGAGCCAUGCUCAUCGAACAAGCUAGCAAUUACAAGAAUGUCGAGCUCCAUACGGCGUUCAUGCCCGAAAUGUUCGGCACACACCACUCCAAGAUGAUGGUUCUCCUGCGCCAUGAUGAUACAGCACAAGUGGUCAUUCAUACAGCGAACAUGAUUCCUCGCGACUGGAGAAACCUCACGCAGGGGAUGUGGCGAUCACCACUUUUGCCCUUGGAGACAGGCGGGACUGAGAAACCCCAGGCGACAUCACCCUUCGGCAGUGGCGAAAAGUUCAAGAUUGACUUGCUGAACUAUCUCCGGGCGUACGAUGUGAGAAGACCAACGUGCAGGUCGUUGGUCGACCAACUGAAGAAACACGAUUUCUCUGCCAUCAAGGCUGCUCUGGUAGCAAGCGUCCCUGGCAAACACAGCACCAGGGAUGACUCCCCUACCCGGUGGGGAUGGGCUGCCGUGAAGCAAUGUCUCCGGUCUGUUCCUGUUCAAGGGGGCAGAUCUGAGAUCGUCGUUCAAGUAUCCUCGAUAGCAACUCUGGGGCCGACGGAUAACUGGGUCAAGAAGACCAUGUUUGGUGCUCUGAGCGCGGGGAAGGGUCUCCCAGCCACACAGCCGACAUUCAAGGCUGUGUUCCCGACGGCGGACGAGAUACGACGAUCUUUAGAUGGCUAUGAAUCGGGAGGAUCAAUUCAUACCAAGAUAGACUCACCUCAGCAGGUCAAGCAACUUGCAUAUCUGAAGCCGAUGUUCCACCAUUGGGCCAACGACGCACCUGAAGGCGGCAACCUAAAAAGAGAUGUCCUCCUACAAGAGGCGGGCCGCAAGAGAGCAGCGCCACACAUCAAGACCUAUGUCAGGUAUGGCGAGAAGGGCAUUGACUGGGCUCUUUUAACGUCGGCGAACCUGUCCAAGCAGGCAUGGGGAGACAAUGAGAACACCGGCUCCGGAGAGGUACGCAUUGCUUCCUGGGAAAUCGGCGUCCUGGUCUGGCCUUCGCUCUUUGCGGAUGGAGCACGGAUGAUCCCUACCUUCCAGACGGAUAUCCCGUCGGCGGACGAUGAGCCCGGUAGUGCGCCCAUAGUUGGCUUCCGGCUGCCAUAUAACCUGCCGCUCCAGCCUUACGGUGCCAACGAGAAACCUUGGGUUGCAACGGCCUCCUACGCUGAGCCAGAUUGGAAGGGACAGACAUGGUAA
Molecule: messenger RNA, 1602 nt
Organism: Thyridium curvatum
Lineage: Eukaryota; Fungi; Ascomycota; Sordariomycetes; Thyridiales; Thyridiaceae
Exons: 2
Coding region: 1-1602 (533 amino acids)
Biological process (GO): double-strand break repair; single strand break repair
Cellular component (GO): nucleus
Molecular function (GO): single-stranded DNA binding; 3'-tyrosyl-DNA phosphodiesterase activity; double-stranded DNA binding
Source: RefSeq, a predicted model, not a curated record